AAAAUAAAAAAUACUUGCCCCAGCUCAACGGCCCUUUCCAAGUUGCAGUUUGGCAUUCAGCUAAACCUCGCUCUUCGAAGUUGAAAGUUCUUGAUAAAAAACCAUGAAACACUUUACAGUCCAAACAUCCUGACUCUGUGACUCGCAUCAACCCAAUAAUCAAUUUUACUCUACGAAGAAGCGAUGUCACUUUCAUUUCGAACCCUUUUCACAAACAAGAAUCCUUCGUCAUUUCCUACCAAUGUUUCGCGAACCCAUUUAUUAAAAUCGCUCAAUUUCGCAUGUUUAAUCCCGAAUUCGAAAAUCCAUUUCCCAAAUUCCCGGAAUUUCCCUACCCACAAUCACCUUCUGUACGUUAGAAAAGUCAAAGCCUCGUUUCAAGAAACGUUGGAAACCGCACCGAAGCAAGAUAAUAUUAAUGGUAACAUCAGUGGUGAGUAUAAUUUCGAUACAUUUCUUUCGAUUCUUGAAUUUAUUUGUCUUGCCUCGUCGGCUGUGAGUUCGAUAUAUAUUGCGGUUAGCUCUGGGACGCAGAAGGGGCUUGUGGGAUGGAUGUGGAACAAGAUUUUGGUGUGGCAGUGUGUGGUUUUGGUAAGUGGAGUGGUGGUUGGAGCCGUGAUAAGGAGGCGGCAAUGGAGUAGGAUUUGUGGGGUUGGGUUCUCGAGGUUAUCAGCUUCCGGGGUUAAUUUGUUGGAGAGGGUGGAGAAAGUGGAAGAGGAUAUGCGAAGCUCUGCGACAAUUAUUCGGGUUUUGUCAAGGCAGCUGGAGAAGCUUGGAAUUCGUUUUCGGGUCAACAGAAAGGCUAUCAAGGAGCCCAUUGCUGAGAGUGCAGCAUUGGCCCAGAAGAAUUCUGAGGCGAUUCGAGCAUUGUCAGUGCACGGAGACAUUCUGGAGAAGGAGCUCAGCGAAAUUCAAAAGGUUCUGCUGGCUAUGCAGGAGUCCUGCUUCCACAAGAGAGUAGUAGGAGGGGGAAGAUCUAAAAAUUAGAAUGAGCAAAGAGUGGCCAGUGGCCACCUUCAAUUUGGAACUAUUGUCUUCUCUUUGAGGUUGACAGACUGCUUGUAUUCUGAUAUUUCACCAAAUGCUUCAUGUUUCGUGCACAUUGAAAGAGUAUUUGCAACUAUAUCUUAAUUAAAGCCAAAAAGGAGAGCUUUUCUUUUUGUCUUUUGUGGUUUAAAGGAAAAAAAGAUAGAACAAGAACGCAAUAGGUUUACCAACCUCACUCAAAUAAUUGAUUCAUACCAUGGAGCCAACUCUCUUGGAUAGUUUGUUUUCUAUUAUGUCAAUGCCAUUUGAAUCGAUGUUAUUAGCUGUGAAUUCGAACUUUAUGGUAUUUUCCGUUUCAUAUUUUUGACAGGCAUUUGUGUGAAAUGUUGGCAGUCAAAGAUGUAAACUGGAAGAUAGAUUCAUUUAGAGACACAUAUGAUCAACAGACAUUCUUCUUUUAUCUUGAUUAGUCUAACCAUCCAGGGGUAGGGGGCAGAGGGAAUUGUAUAAAUAAUUAGAACAAUCUAACUACAAGUGGAUUAUCUUGAACUGAGUUUAUAAUUUUUCAGAGAGAUUCUGUGUUUUUUGGCAAGAAAGCUCUGCUCUAUGUCACUUGUUGUCUAAUAGAUAACCGUGCCAGUAAACUGUCUGGCAAGUUUGUGCCUAGACAUUUUUUAUGUUACCGUGUGGCUUGCCUGGGUAAUUUGUCAAAGAUAUCUCUUUUUGAUCUGCUCUUCUUUGUGCAUUUGUUAGCACAUAGCAAAUAAUCGUUCUUUGUUUGCUAGUCUUAU
Messenger RNA from Olea europaea var. sylvestris, 1778 nucleotides. RefSeq lists its product as uncharacterized. The transcript has 3 exons. Bases 184 to 987 code for a protein of 267 amino acids. The record is from RefSeq and is a predicted model, not a curated record. Gene Ontology annotation, cellular component: chloroplast envelope. NCBI's taxonomy places the organism in Eukaryota, Viridiplantae, Streptophyta, Magnoliopsida, Lamiales, Oleaceae.